Messenger RNA from Myzus persicae (green peach aphid), 1439 nucleotides. RefSeq lists its product as uncharacterized. The record is from RefSeq and is a predicted model, not a curated record. The transcript is spliced from 5 exons. The coding region runs from base 464 to 1228 and encodes 254 amino acids. NCBI's taxonomy places the organism in Eukaryota, Metazoa, Arthropoda, Insecta, Hemiptera, Aphididae. Gene Ontology annotation, biological process: arachidonate secretion; phospholipid metabolic process.
GACGGUUGCGUAACGCGAAUGUUUCAAUAUUAUUGGCCUGCGAAUAUCGGCCGAAUAUCAAACAAUUUUUCGUAUACGCAACACUUUAAUAUACGUUUACUCGUACCAAUAAUAUUACUGUGAUAAUCGAUAUAAUAUUGUUAUAAUAUUAUAGCGACGUUCCGCGUUAUAAUUAAAUAUAUUUAUAUUGUUUUUGAAAACCGUCGUCUCGAGAUGAUGAUAUCAGAGUUUAAAACCGCCGAUGUUUCGCCGACGACUGCAGCAACCGGACAACGUCGUCGUACUCACAAUAAUAAUAUUUUAUAAAUUAAUAUAAUAUUAUCAGUCGGUUUUCAAAAUUAUCAGCAACAGUUAUAAGAACAUAGUUUGUCUCCUCGUCACUCGCCAACCAAAUGUCACGUAACCCGAUCAUUAUAAAUAAAGAAAUCAGUAAAUAAAUAAAUAAAUCACUUCGAGACAAGAAAUGUCUUCGCCAAACGUAUGGGUGGUUUGCACCCUGUUGGCCAGCGUCCUCUGCGGAACCCACGGAGUAAACAGCCCGACCAAAACUUACACUGGAUACAAGCUGAAGCCAACGUCUCUGCGCAUGAUUUAUCACCAUGACCAAACCAUAGCCAUCGUUGAGAUUGGCGAAGGCAAAGCGCUCCUCAACUGCGAGCUCGUCGAAAUCUACAACGACGACGAAGGCAAAGAAAUGUUGAAAAAUCUGACAAGAAUCAACAAGCCGCUGCGGAUCACCCUAGACCAAAUGAUGAAACUGAUUGGCCAAUGCGAUCUGUUGGACCCACACCAAGUCAAUCCCGAAGAGGUGAGGCUGCACGCGCGAGGUGUCAACGGCGGUGAUGAAAUGAACUCGAACGGCGUCCAAACGACUACGUCCAGUUCGCUGUACUCGGGAAUACUACCAGGUACAAAAUGGUGCGGCAGUGGGGAUCUGGCUUCAACGUAUUUUGAUUUGGGAUCAGAGGUCAAACUAGACAUGUGUUGCAGAACACACGAUCUGUGUCCAUCAAAAGUCAGAUCAUACGCUACUAGAUACAACGUCACCAACGAUUCCAUGUACACAAAAUCGCAUUGCAUUUGUGACAAAACUUUUUACAACUGUCUGAAAAAGGCAAAACAUUCAACCGGAGAUCUCAUGGGAACUUUAUACUUCAAUAUACUUCGUGUGCCAUGUGUGGAUGAAAGGAAUGGAAAAACAGUGUUUAAAUUACCACCAUUAUAUUAAAUUAUAUUUUAAUGUUUGUUUAAUUAUUAAGAUACUUCAUAUUGUGUAUUAGUUUAUUCAUAUUUAUUUUAAUAUUUAUACAUGAGUAGAAACUGAUGAACAAAAUCAAAUUAUACAAUGUACAUUACAUUAUCGAACUCAAUGUUGACAAUAAUAUUAUUGUCGCAGUAUUAAUUGUUAUACAAGUUUUAAAGUUUUAUUAAUAAAUUUG